UCUGGGUCAGCUGCAGCUGGUUACUGAAUUUCUCCAUGUGGCAGACAGAGCAAAGCCACAAUGCUUUCUCUGCUGGAUUAAAGACAGCCCGCAGACCAGGAACUUCCACUAUACUACUUAAAAUUACAUAGGUGGCUUGUCAAAUUCAAUUGAUUUGUGCUGUAAGAAGAAAAAGAAGUUCCUUAGUACAGCUUGGAUUCAACGGUCCAAAACAAAAAUGCAGUUGCCAUUAAAGUCACAGACGAACAAACUUCACUGAUUUUUAAAAGCAAGAGUAAGAGCAGCAAGUCUCUGGGUUUGCUUUAUCAACAGAUGCAAAAGACGUCAUACAACCUCAUUUCAAAAUGAAGGCUUUUACCUGGACCCUAAGUGUGCUAUUCUUCCUACUAAUGGGCAUUGGACAUUGCAGAGGAGGGCAGUUCAAAAUAAAAAAAAUAACCCAGAGGAGAUACCCUCGUGCCACAGAUGGUAAAGAGGAAGCAAAGAAGUGUUCAUACACGUUCCUGGUACCUGAACAAAAAAUAACAGGGCCAAUAUGUGUCAAUACCAAAGGGCAAGAUGCAGGUACCAUUAAAGACAUGAUCACCAGGAUGGACCUUGAAAACCUGAAGGACGUGCUCUCCAGGCAGAAGCGGGAGAUAGAUGUCCUGCAAUUGGUGGUGGAUGUAGAUGGAAACAUUGUCAAUGAGGUAAAGCUGCUGAGAAAAGAAAGCCGUAACAUGAACUCUCGCGUUACUCAACUCUAUAUGCAACUAUUACAUGAGAUUAUCCGUAAGAGGGAUAAUUCACUCGAACUUUCCCAGUUGGAAAAUAAAAUCCUCAAUGUCACCACAGAAAUGUUGAAGAUGGCAACAAGGUACAGGGAACUAGAGCUGAAAUAUGCUUCCUUGACUGAUCUUGUCAAUAACCAGUCUGUGAUGAUCACUUUGUUGGAAGAACAGUGUUUGAGGAUAUUUUCCCGACAAGACCCCCAUGUGUCUCCUCCUCUCGUCCAGGUAGUGCCACAGCACAUUCCUAACAGUUAUCAGUAUACUCCUGGUCUGCUGGGAGGCAAUGAGAUACAGAGGGAUCCAGGUUACCCCAGAGAUUUAAUGCCACCACCUGAUCUGGCAACUUCUCCCACCAAAAGCCCUUUCAAGAUACCACCGGUUACGUUCAUCAAUGAAGGACCAUUCAAAGACUGUCAGCAUGCAAAAGAAGCUGGACAUUCAGUCAGUGGGAUUUAUAUGAUCAAACCUGAAAACAGCAAUGGACCAAUGCAGUUAUGGUGUGAGAACAGUCUGGAUCCUGGGGGUUGGACUGUUAUUCAGAAAAGAACAGACGGCUCUGUCAACUUCUUCAGAAAUUGGGAAAAUUAUAAGAAAGGAUUUGGAAACGUAGAUGGAGAAUAUUGGCUUGGACUGCAAAAUAUCUAUAUGCUUAGCAAUCAAGAUAAUUAUAAGUUGUUGAUUGAAUUAGAAGACUGGAGUGAUAAAAAAGUCUAUGCAGAAUAUAGCAGCUUUCGCCUGGAACCUGAAAGUGAAUUCUAUAGACUGCGCCUGGGAACUUACCAGGGGAAUGCUGGGGAUUCUAUGAUGUGGCAUAAUGGUAAACAGUUCACCACACUGGACAGAGAUAAAGAUAUGUAUGCAGGAAACUGCGCCCACUUUCAUAAAGGAGGAUGGUGGUACAAUGCCUGUGCACACUCUAACCUAAAUGGAGUAUGGUACAGAGGAGGCCAUUACAGAAGCAAGUACCAAGACGGAAUAUUUUGGGCUGAAUACCGAGGUGGCUCAUACUCCUUGAGAGCAGCUCAGAUGAUGAUCAAGCCUAUUGACUGAAUGAAGGGAGACAGUCUCCAAUUUAAAUGACAUAGAACUCUAUUUUUCAGUUCCUAUUAAUGUAAAUGUUACAUGUAUAUUAUUUUGCACAAUUCAUUUCUACAGAUAUAGUUUUUUAAAUGAAUUUUACUGCAACUAUAAAAGGAGAUUUAUGAAUGUAGUCUCAUCUUCCCUUAAUAUACUGCAGAUUAUUUGUAUCUAUAAUCCAAGUUAUUUUAAAAAUAUUAUUGACUAAUUACAGGCAAAGUUUGUUCUCUAAAAUGUAAAUAUUUGCCACAAUGUAAAACAAAUUUUAGCUUUAUUUUAAAUCAAAAUUCAAUCAUGUUCAAGAUCCUUAUCAAUUUAUUUAAAAACUUUAUGAAAAUGCUGUAACUUCCAAUGGAAAAAUAAUUUUAAGAUUUCAGCAAAAUAAUACAUUUUAUUUAUAAAAAUAUAGACAGGAAAUUAGAAGAAAACUCUAGUUUUGCCAACAUUCUACAUUGAAUAAAAGUUACUUCAAAGUGAAUUUGUGCCUUUCACAUGAAAUGAU
Molecule: messenger RNA, 2349 nt
Organism: Delphinapterus leucas (beluga whale)
Lineage: Eukaryota; Metazoa; Chordata; Mammalia; Artiodactyla; Monodontidae
Gene: ANGPTL1
Product: angiopoietin like 1
Biological process (GO): blood coagulation, common pathway; blood coagulation; platelet aggregation
Cellular component (GO): fibrinogen complex
Molecular function (GO): extracellular matrix structural constituent; protein-macromolecule adaptor activity
Source: RefSeq, a predicted model, not a curated record